AUGCCUCGCUCCGCUUCCCCUGAUCCCGGCCACCAAGAGGCCGGAUACAAGGCAGCCCUAAACAACCCCCGCGUUGGAGAAUCCGCUAAGCAACAUGCACGCCAGGUGCUCGAGGACCAGUUCGGAGAUACCGUAUUCGAACAACAAAUGCCUGAAGGUGGACGAUCAAGGGCACCCCCUGACGAGACUGUUGAGGGUAGUAAAGGGGGUCAAAGAAACAAGAAUAAUGUCAUGAGAGGAUUGAAGGCAGCAAUGCACAACCAGACCAAUACUGAUCAAGGUAGAGAGUCGGCUCGUCACAAAUUGGAGGAUCUAGGUCAGAAUCCGGAGGAGUAA
Molecule: messenger RNA, 336 nt
Organism: Talaromyces atroroseus
Lineage: Eukaryota; Fungi; Ascomycota; Eurotiomycetes; Eurotiales; Trichocomaceae
Exons: 3
Coding region: 1-336 (111 amino acids)
Cellular component (GO): cytoplasm
Source: RefSeq, a predicted model, not a curated record